Messenger RNA from Durusdinium trenchii, 3611 nucleotides. The record is from the annotation of a GenBank genome assembly. Lineage: Eukaryota; Dinophyceae; Suessiales; Symbiodiniaceae.
GUGAAAUGUGUCUUUGGACAGGAUGCUUUGCAAGAAUUUAUUCAAGGCCCAAUCAGUUGACACCAAACUCCCUGUACCUGGUUGGUCCUCUCGUCCGGACCAACGCGUAGCUGUCGAGAAGCACGAGCUGCCGAUGCUGGUGUUCACCUGCAGUCGACCUUCGUUUUCUCUCUCUUCUUUGAUCUCUGGCACUGAACAGAGGAUACUGGAAGCGGUGGAAGCGUAUGGGCUGUAUGGGGUUGUUGAUUGACCAAAGCUCUUGUCGAGAUCUGCCAGUGAAAGAGGUGGUCGGUUGAGGGGGUGUGUUGGGGGCAACAUGCACAUGAAGGCUUCGCUCGCGACCGUUCUUUCUUCCGCUGCCGGGCUGGCUCAAGCGCAUUCCUGCGCUCAUUUGGCGGGAUCCGGCCGAAACAAGGGCCGUCGUGCGAUUGUUUGUGACUACAUUGUGGUGGGUUACCAUGUGGUGGCCCAUGUUCAUGUUUGCUUGGUGCCUUCGGGUCCUUGGAUCCCGUGUGCAGCCAAGCUCGUCUGCAAGGGUCCUUUCAAGCUCGUCUCGAACGCGAACAAAUCCUAAAGACAUUUGCGCAAAGGGCAUCCACAUGCAGUUGAUGACGAGCCUUGCGGAUCAGCAUGCAGUGAACCCCAACUCAGACGUGGACGAAGAACAUCACUUCAUAUUGAGCAGAGAUUUGAUGGUGGGAGAGCAGGAGAGCGGCUGGUGUGCCGAUUUGGUGAGAAGCCCACCACUCUGGGAGGACAAGAACACUGAGAUUUGGGAUCCCGAUAUGUCCGAGGGGCUUUCCUUCUUGUACGGCCGCAUCUCGGUGGGCUGCGAGGAAAGCCCAGAAGGCAAAGCGAUCUUGAAGAUCCAACAGUACUCUUGCCGUGAAAUGGUGCCCUUCUCCACUAUUUGGGCCAACGACCCGGCGCCCAGCAAGAGGCUUGAAGACCAGGUACCCGUGUCCAGGUUCGAGUAUUCUGAGUUUACCUGCAGCAAUCCUCUUCAAGCAUUGCCCAGCCUUCUUCAUGUCGGACCCAUCCAGGUGCUGUCGGAAGUUGGCAGCUUAGAAGAGGCCACCAGCGCAUGCGAUGGACAGGAAUCCUGCCAAGCUGUUGCCAUCGAGGGUGGGCAGCGCUUCCACCUCCUCAAUGCCUUCACCUGCCCUUUGCCGCCGGAUGGCCUCGCCGGUGCCGAAUUCCACACCGGCGACGCGGUCCGCUUGCGCCUCUCCGCGAGCUCCGCGGCGGAGACGGCGGAGCUCGCGGUGGAGGGGAAGGUGUUGGAAGACUGGAACCUUCAGGACUUGGAAUCUGAAGUCUUCGUACAGUUUGCGGAUCGGGCGGAGUAUGUCUUGCCAGAGCACCUGGUGAAGGAGAAGGAGUAUGCAACCUCCUGGGAAGUCUUGCAGAAAGUCCGCAAGCGGAAGGUCUUUUGUGAGAGUUUGCUGCAGCAUUCCAGCUGUGACAUCUACAGCAAGGCAAUGGCAGAGAAACUUUUGGACGGCGCCACGCCCUCCAGCUGCCAAGAGGCCUGUAGCGAGCGCAUGGCAGCCAUGCCCUAUUUACGGAGCUGUUGUGUUCUUUCGGAUGGCAUUUGCGCUUUGACCAAAGGUGAGCUCUUUGAACUGGAGGAUGAGGACAGGAAAAAGUUCACGGAGUGGGCUGGCGAAUGCUAUCAGGAGAAGUGCUCCCUAGAUCCUGAGUGCGCCGUGGGCAAGGGCGACGUGCCUGCGGCGGGUGCACAUGGGCAAGAGAUUCCAGAAGGCACUCUUUUGUUCGACUUCGCUCAUCCCUUGAGCACGCCAUUCACACUGGAUCCGUCUCAAGGGUUGAUCUACCACGUGGCGGCCAAGAAGAACGAUCGACACGUUUUGGAUGCCAUGAAGGACAAGAAUCGACUCCUCCGCGUGGUGGGCCACGCGGACUCCACAGCUGGUCAUGAGAGAAGAGCGCUUGGGAAGUUGCCCAAGAACUUGCAGGAAUUGAACCCGAAGGUGAGGAAGCACUUGGCAAAGAUCCAAAAGAACUUGCAGGAGAGCUGCGAUCGGCUGAGCGCCACGGUGGGCCGUCGCUUCUUGGCCCCCAACCUGGUGGAGGCCGUGGCCUCCGACGCGUGUGAAACUCAUCGCUCACGACAUUCCAUGGAAAGCUGCGUGGUGAAGGCUGGCUGCCGAGCUGAAAGCCCGGAGGAAUCCAAGCACCCGGACUGGAUGCCUUUUUCUCCACUGGAAUUCUCACAACUCCCUUAUGAUUUGUUGGCCUGGCAACGGCCGGUGCCCUUCUGCUGUGCUUCGGCCUACUCCCUGGACGAGCGCCAGGAGCGGAUGGCGCGAACACUGCUUGAGAAGGCGGACGUGAAAGGUGUGAACCUCAAACGCAUCGAGGACCGCAGCGUGCGCGCCAGCUUGAAGGACUCGGUAGCUACUGGCACUGCGGCGCUCAAGAAGAUGUUGAAUCACCACGUGAGCAACGAUGAGGAGCUCGACUGGCUGGGGCAGAUGGUCCGUACUGCCUUGGAUCAGUUCAAGAGUAUCCUCUCCGAUUUGCAGGAGACGGUGGACACCGAGUCCUCGAAUGACCUGGAGAUCUCGGAGGAUGGCACCACCUUUUUGCAGGUCUGUGAGCAUGGUGACCAGAUCACGCCGAGCGGCAAGAACGCCACUGUGGUGGCCCGAUGGUCGCCAGAACACCAGGCAUUCCUGCAGAUUGACCCCGGAAAUGCGCUGAAGACCGUGUGGAACGUGAUCGCCUCCGUACCAGGUGCAGUGUUCCGCUACGGCCUGAAGCCCUUGUGGAACUUUGUGGCCAAGCCAUUGUUACGCUAUGGCGUAUCAUUGGUGAAGUGGAUCCUGGAGCACCCUCGUGCAGCGCUUUUUGUCGCCAAGUUCGGCGUUUUGGUCCGCGACCAGCUUUGCGAGAAGGUCUCCUGGCACAUCUACGGCGAUCCGGGCGUCAAUGCCGUGGGCGCUUUGGCCUAUGCAUCCGAGUCUGCCCAGAAGUUGACCGACUACGCGAAGCAGACCUUCUCUCCUGCGGUGCUGUUGACCGGGCUGAAGGAAGUCUUGGGCUCAGCACCCUUCAUGGACUCGAUCACCGAGAUGGGCAAGUUCAGCUUCUCCCUGCUGUUGGGCUGGACGGGCUUGGCCUCUGGCGGUGCGGCUGUGGCUCUGCUGGGCACCUUGUCCUCGAUCGUCGCCCAGGCGGGGCUCGAGGCUGGACGCCGAGCCAUGGAAUUGAUGAUCUACCAAGAGAUUGCCAAGGAAAUUCCAGCAAAUCUCUUCGACAUCAUGACCAAGAAAUGCCUCUAUAAGCGUGAGCCAGUACACCAGGUAACCUGGAACGCGACACAAUCGGAGGUGAUGACUGCUGGAAAAGAUGCAAUCCAGCAAGUUACCCAGACCGUGGCAGCUGCUGGGAAGACCUUGACUGAACAGAUGAGUCGAUGGAGUAGCUUGUUGUCCUCUUUCAAGGGAAGUGCCUGAGGUGCCGACCGGUGGCUUUUGUUGGGGCGCAGACUGACGGCUUUUGGGUUUCGACCGGGCGGAAAGCUGACCGGGCUAUAGCCACAGAGGUCGAAGCGCUGCUUCUGGGAGUCAUGCUGUGCUUUGGGG